Xyrichtys novacula (pearly razorfish) is the source of this 6213-nucleotide messenger RNA. The record is from the annotation of a GenBank genome assembly. Lineage: Eukaryota; Metazoa; Chordata; Actinopteri; Labriformes; Labridae.
AAAGGUUCCGUUCUAUCAUGAAGUCGGGGGUAUUUUGUUGAAGGAUCGUUAGAAAUCCAAACGUGCCUUUACGCAGUUUCUUGCUGCUUUUUUCUUUUUCCUGAAAAAGAAAGACGCUGUUUGAUAUGGCAGCACGGAGUUAUUGGGCUUGUGUCCUGUGUCAGAGGGCGGUUGUUGCGAGGAUGAUGUGCAGGGUGAGUGCAGUUAAUAUAGGUGUCAUUGAACGCAGGUUCUUUAGUAUGGAGGUCAGACAUAAACUGUCAAAUUCAGACCAAACAGGAGUAAUAAUCCAACAGGUUUUGUAUAUCAUCAUUUGCUGGUUCUGUAUUAAAUGUAGCACUUCUCUCAAACAAAUAAGCUUCUAAAACUAUGUAAUUUGUUUUAAUUUAACAGUUUUUGUGAAUUGAUUCGGACAAUAUUAUCUAAAAGAGUCUAAAAACAUCUUAAAGGGAUAUUCCGGUGUAAAAUUAAGUUAGGGUCAAACACACCGUAUCACCGAGUUAGACACCCUCGUCGAGAGAUGAAUGUUGCCGACAACUUGCUUCUCUAGUUAUACCAACUUAAGUAACGACCACAUGAUUGGAAUAUACAGCGGUCUGAGGAGCCAUAAACAAACCUCAACCAAAACAUCACUCUAUAGCCACAAAUAAUGCUCAGAACAGCACCUAACUUCAUCAACAGGACAUAUAGGGUCCAAGCCAUAGCACUAGCCAUCAAACAUCUUUUUAACUUUGACUAAUUACUUGGUAAAGAGACUAAACACAACUCACCUACUCUCUUCUAGCAGCCGCUUGUUUGUACAGAGACCUCUAGGCGAGUCCAUUAUGGACUACAGCGGGGUGACGCAGCUCAAGGGGGAACAUUUAUGAUCAUUUCUUCAUGGAUAUGCAAUCGGACCGAGAUGCUAAGACAGAAGAACUACUGCGUCUACAGUGCAAAAUGAUUAAUAUGGAGAUUAUUACUUCAAGGAAAUGAUUUAGAAGGUUUUUUUUUAGUCUGGACCACAUUGGACCAGGACCUGACUUAAACUUUUCAGAUCUGGUUUAAAUAAUUUUAAAUAUAUUACAGCAUCUCUAAAACUUAGUUUAACAUUCUGUUCAUUGUUUUUGAGUUUGUGAAAGACCAGAGAGAGUUUGGUAACUCUCAGUUUCCGUUUUAAGUUUGGCUCUAUUAUAUAAACUCACUGGAGUUUAAGGAAUCUGUGAGAAACUUUUACCUUCUUUGUUCCACUUUCAGAGCAUGAGUGCAGCCACACACCCGCAGCCCCAGGUAGAUUUUCUGAAGGGAGAACUUCACCGGAAGCACCAAGGUGUCACCAACCUGAAAACUCUGCACCUACCUGGGGAGCUCUACACAGCUGCACAGUCCAUUAUUUACAGUAGGUUAAAUUUUAAAUGUGACUAUCACCUGGUUGCUUUCCUGGAGUUUAAAUGAGUCAAAAAGCCAACACUGUAACGUGUCCACCUGCAGGAGCGCAGAUCACUCGGCUAACUGACCGUGCUCAAAGCCUCACUAACUUUCUGUGGAGCAGAAAACGGUCAAUCGAGGAUUCAACUCUGAGAAAAAAGGCCGUGAGCCUGGAGAAAGAACUAUGGGAGGAAGCCAUGCAGAAGGCCGGAGGUGAGUGACGCAGAGUAAAGACGAGCCAAUUAUUAAAUAAUGACUGCAAAAACAUGCUGUGGUGCUGCAGUUACAGGAAAGUAAGCAUGCUUUACAUUGCAGAUGUAGAUGAACAAGCUCUUGAGGACCGCAUCAGGAAGAAGGUGUUUUCAGAGCUCAAACGAACCACAUAUCGCUGGACUCCCAUGAAGUAACAUUUGCUUUUUUUAUUCAUCUUCUUUUAUAUGACGAGAAUGUUUAUGAAAUCCUGUGAUAUUUUCUUUAAUAAUCCAUCUGGUCAGAAAAAACCUGCACAGAAUCCAAUCAUCGACAACUUUUGGGCAGUUUGUAUCUAACUCUAUAAACUGCUCUUCUCUGUGUGUCAGGUAUGAUGAAGAGUUGGGUGUGGUGUACAUGGCGGCUCGGCUGGCUGGAGGCUAUGCAGCAGUGAAAAGAGCUUUACAUGAGGUGAUGAGAUCAUCGGAUAGUGAUUUUUUGUUUAUUUUCUAAUGCAUGGAAAAAUAAAAUCAAAUGUGAUGUUUCUGUUUUUUCUGUAUUGAUUCAGAUAAAGAAGAGGGAUCCCUCUUUUGCACCGCAGACGCUCCUGGACUUCGGUUCUGGGCUUGGAACAGUUGCCUGGUUAGUGUAAAUCACUUGUGCAACAAAGACAGGACUUUCAUACACGCAACAAGACCCUGAAAUGAGCGUCUCAUUCUCUCUCUCUCUCUCUCUUGCAGGGCAUCACACUCAUGGUGGGGCGACACAUUGAAGGAGAUGGUGUGUGUUGACAGCUCUGCUCCCAUGAAUAUCCUUGCAGAGCGGCUUCUCAAAGGUACACACACUCCUUUCAUUUAGGAUCAGUAAAAUCAUAUUUUCUGAAAUCUCUUUUUUCCAAUACACAACCAGGAAAUCUAAGCCUUUUUAAGUUUAUCAUUGUUUUUUUUUUUAUUCAAUUGUGUUUUGACCAGGUGACGAUGAAAGAGCCGAACCUCACAUUAAACACGUCUAUUUCCGACAGUUUCUCCCCGUUUCUCCGAAGGUAAAACCACUCAAUUUUUAGCUCAGCAACUCAAAAAAAUACAUAGUUAUGAUAGUUAUUUGCUCAAGUAUAGUCUUCUGGAAAAUCUAAGCCUUUAAUCUACCUUGAAAUUAAACUCAUUACAUUCUAAUUUGAUAUCUUUAUUGUUCAAAGUGUGUAAAAGCAAAUGAAUGUGCACUGCUGUGAUCGUUCCAGUAUUCGCCAAAACCAAAUUUUUGAGCAGGAUUUUUAAAACCAACAAUUCAAACUAUUAUUUCUGCUGCAGGUUAAUUUUAGUCUGAGUGUUUAUAGCUACAGUCAGAAGUAAACAGUGAUAUCUGUUUUGUGUGUGUUUUUGUUUGUGGCAGUAACAAACACAAACAUUACAGAAAAAAGUAUUUUUACUUCUAUUUACAACAAACUGAGGAGCAGUGAGUCUGAGUCUGGGACCUUAAGGCUACAUUAGGAGAGUUAAGAGAAAAAUAAACGUAAUCUGGAGAAAAAGCUUCAGUAUUGUUGAGAUGUCCUCUUUUUAAUAACCCGUCAGCAUUUAUUAUGUGUUUCUAAAGAAAAGCUUUAGGAUAAGGGAUCUUGACUGGGCUCUGUUCCUCCCCUCCAGGUCCAGUUUGAUUUGGUGACUGCAGCUUUCACUCUGUCAGAGCUCCAGAAUUCAAAAGAUCGAGAGGAGACAGUGAUGACCCUGUGGAGAAAGACGAGCUCCUACCUGGUCAGCUGACAGAUUAUAUCUACUGUUUCUUCAAGUUGUGCCGUGUCUAAACUUUAACAGUUUGCUGCCUUACUCUUUGUGUUGUAUUUACUGGGUUUUCCUGUGUUUUGGUGUAGGUGCUGGUGGAAAAUGGGACUAAAGAGGGUCACCAGAUGCUUAUGGAAGCCAGAGACGCUUUAUUACAUGUAUUCCGAUUCAGAGAAAAGAUAUUUUUAAAGUUAUUUUCUGUUAUGAAAGUUUUUGUAAUUUACUCUUGAAGAAACAGAUGAAUAACCUCCAGUUCUGUGUCUCUAGAAAAAAGAUAAGAUCGUUUUUGACCACAGACCAGCUUCAGUGUUUGCUCCAGUGAGUUUGAUCCCCAUCAAAUCCCUUCUUAACCUUCAACCGGUGGUGUCUUUAGCGUCUCUCUAUUGUUUCAUUUCCAGUGCCCACAUGAGCUGAUGUGUCCUAAACUGGCCCGGGAGCCACUCAAACCAUGCAAUUUCCAGCAGGCGUACCAACCUCUGCCUCUGCCCGGGGUGAGAUUACACUCUGGAUUAUGUUUCCCAAGUUUACUGAUCAUGCAGUACAACAACAAAAACACGUCAUAAAUCUAUAUUUGAGCAUGCUACAGAACUUUCUACUCUGAUGUGCUUUAUAAAUCUACAGAUGAGGCUGUAAUUUGGUGAGUUUUUGGGGUGUAUCAGUUAGUUUGAUGGCUCGUUAACCUUGAACAGGAUUGGAACAAGAACUUAUUUGUUUUUUGCACAUUUUAAAAAGUGUCCGAUAUUCAAAAAGUGAGGAUUGUAAAGAAGAGGUUUGUCAAACUUUAACAAAUUUUGUCCAGGUGUCACUUUUUAAAUUACAUCAUUCAGUGACUCAGAGCUUAAAAAAAUCGAAUCAGAUUUUCUUAUGAGGUGUAAAUAUCUCCUUCAUACUUGAGGGCAUGUUUGAAUUAAACUUUGUAUUUGACUUUAUUUUCAGCACUUUCACCAGCAGAGGGAGAAGUUCAGCUACCUGAUUAUGUCUCGAACUCCACCGGCGGGGACAGACACUGAAGGCGUGGACUGGGCCAGGCUCAUCGCACCGGUUCAGCCCAGGACGAGACAUGUCCACUGCCGCGUGUGCUGCCCUGAUGGAAAACUACAACACUUGGUGGUGACGGCACGGAAACACAGCAGGUGAAGUACAGCAAGGACAAGAACCAAGAUAAACCAGGAGGAGAAAAACGUUCAUGUAGAUCAUUCCCCUAGAGGCCCGACUGUCAUUCUAAUAUGGAGUUCAGCGCAUUUUUUACUGAUGCAGUUCAUGUAACAGAGAGAUUUAAAGACACCUUCUAGUACAGGGAAGGUACUGAAAUUUCAGAAUUUGAGAUUAGAUCAUGUCACUAUUUCAGAACACAUUUUAAACAACUCACAGCAUAUGUUUACGCUCAGUGAUAAAAAGGUGGUGAGAUGACGUGAGUGAAACCAGUAAGACAGAGUAGAGCUCUCCUUCCUCACUUUCCAGCUCCGAAUGUUUAAACACGAGCAGCUGCAGGAGAAAAUGGGCAAAAUUCUGAUUUUCUUCCUGAUCAAAGACGAAGUUAACAAAGUUACAAAUCAAGCAGAAACUCAACACCAGCUCUCAGUAUUUGGCAGCUCUUUUGUUUUUAUGCUGGCGUUGAAAGUAUUGCAAGAUGGCUCUGCUUUUACUGGACGCUGAACGGAGCUCGAUGUUUGUGAUCUGGUCAUAAUUUCCUGUAUCAUUUAAUUAUCAAAACUUGUUCCAUCUCUUUCAUCAGAGAUGUGUACCGCUGUGCCCGGAGUAGCGACUGGGGUGAUCAAGUUCCGAUCAUUCAGAGCUCCGAUGAAGACAUCCAGACUGAUUCAGAGUGAUGAUUCAACACGCAAGAGGAAGCAGGCACAUUCUUCAGACUUUAUGGACUGUCCAAACAUGACGCCAAACUCUGAUAAGAGUGCAUAGGUUUACAUAUUGACUUAUUUAACCACCUGAUUCUCCAAUAAAAGGUCAUAACCAAGUCUGAAUUCACCAUACUUUAUUGAGCACCACCAGCAAGAGAUCAUAGUCCAAGUCUCCUGUCGAGCUUGAUGCAAUAGGAAGACACAAAAUGAAAGAGGUGAGAUUUCCUCCUGUGUGAAUGUAGGCUGUUUUUGAAUACAGUCUAAAUCAGUACAAUCCCUUUUAUUAAAGAAACCCAUUUAUUAUGAAAAACUGAUCUCUGUGGUUAAUUUCUGUCGCUAAGGUGUUUGCAGAUUAAAUACUUUUCCAAGGAAGUUGAUGGAUCAAAUGUGUCGACUUUUGUAAGGAGAAGUGAAAGAAGUUAAUCAACAGAGGGCAGAGAUGUCCUGUUGACCAUGAGAAAAAUGAAAUGCUGUGAUUAGGGUUUAUAAAGUCAGAUUUUUUCUUUCACAGUUGAUAUGAGCAGUAAUAAAUUUAUUUUCUUGUGAUACAGUAAUAAUGAAGGCAAAAUUUCCCCAAACACCUCAGUCUGCACCUUUUCCCGUCAUGAUCAGUUAACUCCCAAUAAUCUCUUUCAGUGCUGAGGUCAAGUCCGGGUACUUGUACUGAAAGCCGGCCUCCAGAGUCCUCUUUGGUAUGACUUUCUGGCCCUGCGUGAGGACCACCGCCCGCUCUGAACCUAACAUGGCGUUCAUGGCGAAGCCAGGCACGGGAAAAAUGGUGGGCCUCCUCAUGACCCGACCCAGUUCUUUUGUGAACUCGUAAUUGGUGUUCAGUGCAGGUGCCACUCCGUUAAACACUUGUUGUGAAGGGGGCGGGGUUUCAGCAGAGGGCUCCAGGGAAUGGGCGAUGAUUCCUGCCAGGUCAGAGACGUGGAUCCAUGGAAACGGCUGUCGUCCUGACCCCAGAGUCCCCCCAAGGCCAAGCC